Messenger RNA from Pleuronectes platessa (European plaice), 1302 nucleotides. It is a transcript of the gene oaz1a, whose product is annotated as ornithine decarboxylase antizyme 1a. The record is from RefSeq and is a predicted model, not a curated record. Gene Ontology annotation, biological process: positive regulation of protein catabolic process. Lineage: Eukaryota; Metazoa; Chordata; Actinopteri; Pleuronectiformes; Pleuronectidae. Gene Ontology annotation, cellular component: cytoplasm; nucleus. Gene Ontology annotation, molecular function: ornithine decarboxylase inhibitor activity.
CGCGUCCCUCCCAUGAUGAGUACCUCAGCCCGCGGACCCGCUCGCCCACAGUCGGAGACGAGGAGAGGGCAGAGCGAGUAUCUGGAGCGGACGCUGGCCGGAUGGUUAAAUCUAACCUUCAGACGAUUUUGAAUAGCCAUUGUUUUGUUAGAGAAAAAGAGAGACACUUAACCGAGAUGCCUGUCAACGAGCAGUCCAGUAAUAAAACUGAAAGCGAGAGUAUCUCCAGUCCCAGGAGGUGCUCUCACUGCUGCAGUUACCCGUGUCCAGGGCCUCUGUGGUGCUCCGAUGCCCCUCUCCCACCCCUGAAGAUCCCAGGUGGGCGAGGGAAUGACCAGCGGGAUCGCAAUCUUUCAGCUAAGCUAUUCUAUUCCGAUGCUCAGCUACUGGUUCUGGAAGAGCCCCCCCCUGCCAACGGCAGGGUGCGCUUCUUGCUCUUCGAGCCACGCCGCUCGGAAGGGAAGCUCUGUGUCUGGAGGGCGGCGCUGAAAGGAGGGAACCUUUACGUUGAAAUCCCCCCUGGAGCUUUGCCCGAGGGCAGCAAAGACAGUUUCGCCCUCCUGCUGGAAUUUGCAGAAGAACAGCUGCAGGCUGAUUACGUCUUCAUCUGCUUUCACAAGAGCCGUGAUGAUAGAGCAUCCCUCCUGCGUACAUUCAGUUUCCUGGGCUUUGAGAUUGUGAGACCAGGUCAUCCCCUCGUCCCCCCCCGCCCUGACGCUUUCUUCAUGGCUUACAGCAUCGAACGAGACUCCUCCGAUGAUGACUAGAAAAACGCUGAGCAGUUACAAACGUUUGUUGUACUUCUUUUGGUCCCUACCCACAAAUCGUUAUCAUUUUUUGGGAGAUGAAAAUAUUAUUCCAGCUCAGUAUGGUUGAGGUUUCCUGCUCCUUCGUGUUUGACUUAUACCUCCCACGUGCUGUGUUUCAAUGAUUUUGCACUAGGGUAAGAUGUUAAUAUACCAGGAAUGUAAAGCAAGCGCCCACAUAAUAUCAGGGCAUUGUGUCCUCACCACUGUAUGACCCUUUGUGAUGUGUAGUUCUCAUUCCCCUUCAGCACCCCUGCCCCCCCCCCCCCUCCUCAGAAUAAACCCUGAUCGUCUCCACAGUGUGAUAUUUAUGAUAAAUUCAAAUUCAUCUUACUCAUGUAAGUAGACAUGUCUUCAUAGCAAGUAUCAGUUGAUUCUCCAGUUUGUAUUGAUUUUUUUUAAAUGUGUGCAUGAUUUUCAUUUGUGAUUUUAAUUCACUUGAUAGGAAUCUGCAUGUUGUAACUGUACUAAAUAAAAGUGCUCACCUAGAAAGUGG